This is a messenger RNA of Aspergillus heteromorphus CBS 117.55, 1850 nucleotides long. RefSeq names its product sugar porter family MFS transporter. Gene Ontology annotation, biological process: carbohydrate transport; transmembrane transport. Gene Ontology annotation, molecular function: carbohydrate:proton symporter activity. Gene Ontology annotation, cellular component: membrane. The record is from RefSeq and is a predicted model, not a curated record. NCBI's taxonomy places the organism in Eukaryota, Fungi, Ascomycota, Eurotiomycetes, Eurotiales, Aspergillaceae. The transcript has 4 exons. Bases 306 to 1850 code for a protein of 514 amino acids.
CGCAUUUCGGCACGAUGAUCCCCCGACUACCAAACCGUUGACAUGCCCCGAUCCGUCGAUUCCUGACUGUGGCACUCAGAAGCUCAGAUCAACCCAGCCCAACUCGUCUCCGCCAAGCUGCUGCUGCCUUGUGCUGGGGUGGACGCUGCUCGGGGUAUUAUCCCGCGAGGGGGACUAUGUCCUCCCUCUGUCGGAUGCUAGGCCGUGUUCGGGAUUAGAUAUAGAGUGCUGCUUCCGUAGAAACAGGGCUUGGUUGAGCUUGAUUGUUCCCCUCUCUCUGUCCUUCUUUUUACACGGUCUGUUGGAUGCCAGAGAGGCUCACGAGCAAUAUGCGGCUAUGGAAACAUGAGUUCCGGGGCAAGUCCCUGAUCAUUGCGAUCACUAUGGCCUCUUGCCAGGCUUUUCUGCUGCUGGGGUUUGACCAGGGCGUCAUGUCCGGUAUCGUGGGAGCGAACAAUCGCUUCGCGCGCGACUUCAACAACCCUGACGCGGCUAUGCAGGGAAAUAUUACCGGGCUCUACGAUAUUGGAUGCGUGUUUGGGUCUAUCGCGUGCUACUUUAUCGGGGAGAGGAUGGGUCGACGGACGAUGCUUAUCACUGGUGGGGCGAUUAUGAUCGUGGGAUCGGCGCUGCUGGCUUCGUCGUUUAGUCUGGCACAGCUGCUUGUUGGUCGAAUUGUUACCGGGAUAGGCAAUGGGAUGAACUCGUCCACUGCACCGGUGUAUCAGAGUGAAUGCUCUCCUGCAGAGUAUCGCGGUGCCUUGCUCACCCUGCAGGGAACUGUCACGAUUCUGGGCGUGGUCAUCGCGUACUGGAUGGACUACGGCACCAGCUUUACCGAAUCAUCCCUUGAAUGGCGAUUCCCGCUCGCCUUCCAGUCCCUGUUCGCAAUCUGUCUCAUAUUCCAGCUGAUUGGUCUCCCCGAAACCCCCCGCUGGCUCGUGCAGCACGACCGUCACGAGGAGGCGCGCGCUGUGCUCGCCGCAAUCGAAAACACGCAUAUACACGACCAUCGCAUCACCAAGUCCAUCCUCGACAUCCAAGUCGUCCUCGACGAGGAACAAAAAGACGGGCCGUUCCGCUUCAAAGAGCUCUUCAGCUGGGGGGAGAUCCAGAACCUCCGCCGCCUCCUGAUCACCAUCACCAUCGAACUGGGCCAGCAGUUCACUGGAUCCAACAUGAUCAACUACUACGGCCCCGUUAUGUUCGAAGAUACUAUGGGUAUGAGUCGGAACCUGGCGCUGAUCCUCGGUGGCGCUAUGCAGUGCACCUACCUCGUCGGAUCCGCCAUUCCGGUCUUACUCAUGGAUCGCUUUGGACGUCGCUCUCUGCUGAUGAUCUGCUCCUCCGGUCUAUGCCUCUGUUUCGUAAUGGUCUCGAUCUUGCUCUCUUUCGACCGUGAGGACUGCGCAUACGGUGCCACCGCCUUCAUAUUCAUCUUUCAGAUAUUCUAUGGUGUGGGAUGGCUGCCCGUGCCGUGGUUCUACCCCAGUGAGAUAAACACGACCCGGGUGCGGACGCGCAUGGCGGCGAUUGCGUCAGGAUGGAACUGGAUGGCGGUGUUUGCGGUAGUAAAGAUAACCCCUAUCGCUUUUGAUAACAUCGGCUGGCGCACCUUCGUUAUCUUCGCCAUCCUAAACGCUGUCUUUAUCCCCAUGGUAUAUUUCUUCUACCCCGAGACGAAGGGGAUAGAGCUGGAGGACAUCCCCCUCCUGUUUCAUAAGGGUGGGCUCACAGGUGGUGUGUUUACCUCGAAGGGCGGACGGACUGUCGCUCCAGGGCAGCAUGCGUUGCAGGCUCAUGUCGAUCGGAAGAUGGAGGGGACGGUGCAACAGGUUGAGGUUGCUUAG